UGUGGAAUGUCAAGCAAUGACAAGCUAACCAACCAAAUACGACACCACAUCAUUGUUGAUCCAAGCUCGUUGGUGUACGGAGGAAUCUCGAGACUCAGUAAGUGGCAGACAGAGUACUCCCUUACGGUUUUUGUUCCCAACUAUACACUGAGAGAACUUGACUUCCUCAAACGCUCGAUCAAUCCUGUUGUUGCCCGAAAUGCCCGGGAAAGCAUUAGAGUGAUUGACGCGGCAAUAUCCGAAGACCCCGCCGAUACCCAAAAUCCGCGUAAUUCGCAGUUUCUGCUGGAAUCUCCAGAAGAAGCAGGCCCAGACUGGAAAAAAGCUUCAAGCUACAGACAACGCACACCCUUGGUACGAGAGAUACCGGCAGUGGCUAGCGGCUACGGACUAUAUCAAGAGCCUCGGAACAAGGCUAUGCGCUCGUUGAACACGGCGUUCGAACAGCAGGAGGACAUUACAAAAAAUACCAAUCAGCAUGAAAAGGCCAAGGUCCCUCCUCGACUAAGGUACCUGAUCCGCUCGUGCAUUCAAAAACAGUACGUCGAAAAUAAGAAGCGGAAACCCAAGUCGAGAAUCGACUGGGUGCUCGUUUGCGAGGACCCUAUCACUACUACAUGGCUCCGGUGUUUCGGGUUCAAAGUACUGAGCAUGAACCAGAUGCAAGCGUUUCUGGAACAGCCAACCUCCAUCGACCUGCCAAAAGCAGCGAACGAAAAGCCGGGCAUGGUGAAAACACAGGAUUACAGGAAAAUCACGUUUGCUCCCAGAGGAUCUGGCAAGUUGUGGAAACCGUAGCUCUAACAUGUUAGUCAACUUUUGGAAAACGCAGCUUCAGAUAGGUGUCAAGGGUUAUAUUCAUCGAGCCGGAAGCUCUAACAUUAGAGAUGCCAGAAAGAAAAGUAAUAAUAACAGGUAUUCAUCAUAUGCUGCUUUCAAAAAGUACUUACACUCAUGGAAAAGGUGAAGUUUUUUUUUCGCAGCUGAAAACUUUUUAUGCUAUCUGGUGUAGAGGUGCUCGCGCUCGUGCUUGCGGAUCAGGAUCACUGCAAGAACGUAGGCUUCGAGGUUCAGGUUGGGCGAGUUCCUGUAUAUCUGCUGCAGCAGACUGUCCGGACACGAAAUCUGGUUGUAUCUGAGCGACUUGGCGAACUCUGCCGGCUCUAAAUAGCAUGACUUAUCCGAGUCGUGAUAUUUGAAUGAAUCGUAGCAUCCUUUGAGGAAUUUGCACAAUCUGAUGAAAUCUCGAAACUCCAACUCAGAGGUGGUGGACACAAACGUGUUACAGAGACGUCUGGCACUGUCAGAUCUGAAAUAUGUUCCUUCUGGAUUGAUGAGCAGCUGUCGCAAAUCUUCGUAAUCAAUGGAGUCCUUGUCAAACCGUGAGAAUGCGUCGUAAAGUUGCUGAUUAUGAACAGAGAUCGAGUCUGGACCCAUGCGCGAGAGCAGGCU
This is a messenger RNA of Ogataea polymorpha, 1452 nucleotides long. RefSeq lists its product as uncharacterized. NCBI's taxonomy places the organism in Eukaryota, Fungi, Ascomycota, Pichiomycetes, Pichiales, Pichiaceae. The transcript has a single exon. The record is from RefSeq and is a predicted model, not a curated record. The coding region runs from base 7 to 798 and encodes 263 amino acids.